Messenger RNA from Dioszegia hungarica, 948 nucleotides. RefSeq lists its product as uncharacterized. The record is from RefSeq and is a predicted model, not a curated record. The transcript has 4 exons. Gene Ontology annotation, biological process: maturation of SSU-rRNA from tricistronic rRNA transcript (SSU-rRNA, 5.8S rRNA, LSU-rRNA). Gene Ontology annotation, cellular component: preribosome, small subunit precursor; nucleolus. Lineage: Eukaryota; Fungi; Basidiomycota; Tremellomycetes; Tremellales; Bulleribasidiaceae. The coding region runs from base 1 to 948 and encodes 315 amino acids.
AUGCCAGCAGACAGGAGCUACAAGAAGGCCCGCACGGGUCCAUCGGUACCCCGUCCAGGCCCAGCGGGGGCGACCGAAACGCACAAACCGCUGGCGCUGCAGCACCGAACGCCAGAUGGUGUUCCGGGACUGAGCAAGCUCAAGGCUUCCAUCAGGCAGACAAAGAGGUUCCUAGCCAAGGACGGACUCGAACCUGGACUCAAGAUCCAAACGCAGCGGAGGCUAGAGAGUCUCGAGGGGGAUCUAGCCAAGGCGGAGAGGCGGAACGUCGAGAUGAAGAAUGGGACAAAGUAUCACGCGGUGAAACCUGUGCUGAUGAAUGCAGAACGCCAGAAGCUUCUCCGGAUCAUCAAGAAGCAGCAGCGGCAAGUGGAUAAGCCCGAAUCGAGCUCGACCAAGGUUCAGGCGGCUGAGCAGAAGCUGGAGCAAGCAAGAGUUAUGCUCAACUAUGUUUUGAACUUCCCCAAUACCGAGAAAUACCUCUCCCUCUUCCCCUCUUCCAACUCUGACGACGCCGACGCCGACGCCGACGCCGACGCAAAAGCAGAAGCAGAAGCAGAAACUAAAGCCCGCCUCCCUCCCUACCUCGACGCAUCAACGCCCACCUCUGAACUCGACAAACCAAGCAAGCGGCGCCUGGAGAUUCUGCAUGAGAUGCAGAGGUUGAUGGCUGAGGGGAAACUUAGCAAUACGCCGGAUGUAGGUCUUUCGGCGGGAGAGGGGAAGGCGAAGGUGGAUAUUGAGAUUGGGGGUAGGGAAGCAGUACCGAAGUCUGAGGAGGGCGGGGCGACGGGGACAGCGGCAAAUGCGGAAGUGAAGAAGGAGAAGAAGGUGAAGAAGGAGAAGAAGGGGAAGCAGGGUAUGGUCGAAGAGAGCGGAGUGAAGGCGGCACCGACUCAAGCUGCGCUGAAGGUUGAUGAUGGGGGAGACGACUUCUUCGAGGAUUAG